This is a messenger RNA of Rhododendron vialii, 1413 nucleotides long. RefSeq names its product E3 ubiquitin-protein ligase ATL6-like. Bases 143 to 1258 code for a protein of 371 amino acids. The record is from RefSeq and is a predicted model, not a curated record. The transcript has a single exon. Lineage: Eukaryota; Viridiplantae; Streptophyta; Magnoliopsida; Ericales; Ericaceae.
CUGACACAAAACUCUUUUCUCUCUCAUUCCCCACCACCUCCUUCUCUCUCCACACGAGAAAACAAAUUUGAAAUUCCUCACUGCAAAAACCCAAGUUCAAACACAAACCCCGGGGCAUGCGCAGCCGUUAGACCAUCCCCCCAUGACGAAUCCCUGCCGUUCAAUUACCGCAACUAGCCCAGCAGUACUCCUGUCACUGCUUCUCUCGGCGGCAGCUGCUGUGCCUACCGCAGCCGCGCAAAUGACCACAGAUUCUUCUUUGUCGUCGGAAUCCUCUUACUCGAACGUCAAUCCGUCAAUGGCGGUUCUCAUUCUGGUGUUGUUCCUCGCCUUCUUUUUCAUGGGCUUUUUGUCUUUCUUCAUCCGCUACUGCAACCCCGAAAACUCAGGAGACUCAGGCCUAGCCACCGCCGGACGUCAGAGGCGGGUCAAGCCCGGCCUCGAUAAGGAAGUGAUCGAUUCGUUUCCAAUUUUCCAGUACUCCGAUGUGAGAGAUCUCAAAUUCGGGAAAGGAGAAGCGACGCUAGAAUGCGCCGUGUGCAUAGCCGAAUUCGAAAACGACGACGCUCUGAGAUUGCUGCCGAAAUGCGACCACGUUUUUCACCCCGAGUGUAUUGACGCCUGGUUGGCCUCUCACUCCACGUGCCCCGUCUGUCGCGCGAACCUCGCCCCGAGUCCGGAAGAACUCGGACAAGUAACCGAGUCGACUCAGUCAAGUGACUCGGAUGGAGCACAAAAUCAAAAUCAAGACGAGACACAGAUAGCGGUUGACGCUGAGGAAGGCGGAAACAGAGAGGAACAGGCGAGUGAAUUGCCGAAGCGGAAGAUACCGAGGUCGUACUCAACGGGUCACUCACUGAGCCAACCAGGGGAGAAUUUGGAGAGGUACACGUUGAGAUUACCGGUGGAAUUGAGGAGGGAAAUGAUGAGUCGUCGGUCCGGUGGAAGCUUGAAACGGACGAUUAGCUGCGUUGUCGUUUUGCCGAUGUCGGAAGGGAGCUCGAGAAGAGGAGGAGGAGGAGGAGGAGGGGAAGGAAGUAGUAGCAGGGGCCGGUCGGACCGGUGGGUUUUUUCGAUGACGCCGCCGUUUUUAUCGAGGGCGCCUUUUGUUGCAUCGCCGAAGGUGGGGUUUGAAGGGGAUUUAACGGCGGUGGUGGGGUCUAACAGGUCAUUUUUGGCGAAUGUGAGGGCGCCGUUUGAUUGUGUUGCCGUGAAGAGUGACGGAGUUGGGCAAACGUCGACCCGGCCACCGGUGUGAUUUCAUACUAUUCUUUCUUUAUUAUUAUUUUUUUAACGGCAAUUUAGUUGUAUUGCCAGCGUAGCGUUAGCUACUGUAUUCAAUUACUAAUUGUUUUAAUGUAAGCUGAGUUUCGUGUAAUUAAUUCAAAUGGGAAAAAAAGUGCAAUUAAUAUC